This is a messenger RNA of Ceratosolen solmsi marchali, 6364 nucleotides long. RefSeq names its product transient receptor potential cation channel, subfamily M (gene Trpm). The record is from RefSeq and is a predicted model, not a curated record. The coding region runs from base 719 to 5812 and encodes 1697 amino acids. Gene Ontology annotation, molecular function: monoatomic cation channel activity. NCBI's taxonomy places the organism in Eukaryota, Metazoa, Arthropoda, Insecta, Hymenoptera, Agaonidae. Gene Ontology annotation, biological process: metal ion transport; monoatomic cation transmembrane transport; protein tetramerization. The transcript has 26 exons. Gene Ontology annotation, cellular component: plasma membrane.
ACGAAAGACGAAGAGAGAACGAGCGCCAACGUUAAAGAAGAAGAGAAGAGGCAAAUAAGAGGAGAGACGGUGGCACGUGAUGCGAAUGUCUCGCUCGAGGCAAAGUACGUCGAGCGAUUGGCGUUAAUUGCCACCGAAGGAGAAAAGAAUAUCGCCACGCCACCGAGAGGCGCCAAGAAGGAAGAAUUAAAGGCGAUAGAACGUAGAACACGAGUCUCGAUGAGAAUAAGCGGCUGGAAGUGUCGUCGCGACAAAGGAGGAAAAGAAUCCGGGCCCAAGGCUACGAGCGCGCGCCAACCAAUUUCAGCCCUGAGAAAUAUGUUUGCCGUCUCUCAGCUCAUGGACAGCAAAAGCUCACGGUCCCUCAUGGUACAUAUUCUUUGUGCAGGCGUCGCAUACACGAAUUCGCAAAAGAUUCACGGUUCAAAUCUUGCUUGCCACCAGCUUUACGAUUAUGUAGUAACGCAGCCUUAAUUUAAUCGGACCAUCACAAAUAUGAAAUAAAUUUGGCGCAAUCGACUAGAAUUUUCGAUACCAAGAAAGAGACCGCUAAUGAAAGUGCAGUAGGAGCCAAUUAGCUGACACUAAGACACGAGCAUAAAUAACAAGGGGAUGAGCCGACUCCCAGUGCAGCAGCCGAAGCCGUAACCAGAGGAAUGAUUCACAAGAGCAAGAGCAUCAGAGUGGUUGAUAACGGCAAGCGUCGAGGCUCACCAAGAUGGCCAUCGGAAGUAUAAUCUGCGGAGCUAACACUCCGAAAAUCAAGCGAAAAAAGGCAAAGACGACGGAAAGAAGCUGGAUCGAGGCUACCUUCCAGAAGCGAGAAUGCACGAAAUUCAUCCCGAGCGCAAAGGACGAGCACCGGUUUGAAGAUGUACAGGGCGAUAAGAAUGCAGAAUACGACGUGAUCACUACUUCAAGGUGCUGCUGCGGCCACUCGUACACCCAUCACUGUGGCACUGGGGCGGACGUCCAGGGCUUCGCGACCGGAGCCGCCGCCGAGGCCGAGCGAGAAGAAUGGAGUCCCGGGAAGAACACCAAGCAUUGCCCGACCGACGCUUACGGGACCAUCGAAUUCCAGGGCCUGCCCCACCCGACCAAAGCACAGUACGUUAGAUUAGCUCACGACACGAAGCCGGAGCCGAUCGUCCAGCUGCUGUGCCGGGAGUGGAAUCUGGGUCUGCCCAAACUCCUCAUAACCGUCCACGGCGGCCGCUCCAACUUCGAACUCCAGCCGACGCUCAAGAAGGUGCUGAGGAAGGGCUUGCUGAAGGCCGCGAAGACAACCGGAGCGUGGAUAUUCACCGGGGGCACGAACACAGGAGUGACGAGGCAAGUUGGCGAUGCGCUGCUGCUCGAACGCUCGCAGAGGCAAGGCCGAGUCGUGAGUAUCGGGAUCGCUCCAUGGGGCAUCUUGGAGAAGAGCCACGAGCUGAUCGGGAGGGGCCGGGAGGUCCCCUACGACUCGCUCGCCUCGCCAUGGUCGAAGUUUGCCGUGCUGAACAACCGGCACGCAUACUUUUUAUUGGUCGACAAUGGGACGGGAGGUCGAUACGGCGCUGAGAUUGUCCUCAGGCGAAAACUCGAGAAAUAUAUAUCGAACUUAAAGCUCCAGCCAUAUACGCACAGUAGCAUACCCGUGGUGGCGCUCGUCAUCGAGGGCGGGACCAACACUAUACGCUCCGUCCUGGAGUACGUGACGGACGAGCCCCCGGUGCCCGUAGUCGUGUGCGACGGCUCCGGUCGUGCAGCGGAUCUCAUUGCUUUUAUGCACAAAUACGCCUCGGAAAAUGAUACCGAAGAGGAAGAGGGACCGCUGGAAAAUAUGCGAGAUCACUUGCUCGAUACCAUUAAGCGAACCUUCAAGGUUUCUCCCGAACAAGCCAAUCAACUCUACGCGGAAUUACUGCAAUGUGUGCGCAGAAAGCAUCUGAUCACGGUGUUUAGGAUAUCGCAGGAUCAGCCGCAGGAGCUCGACCAGACGAUCCUCACGGCCCUCUUCAAGUCGCAGCAGCUCUCGCCCGCGGAGCAGCUCUCCCUCGCUCUCAUCUGGAAUCGCGUGGACAUUGCGCGCAGCGAGAUCUUCGUAUACGGGCAGAAGUGGCCCCCGGGUGCCCUCGAGCAGUCCAUGAUGCAGGCGCUCCAACACGACCGCAUCGACUUUGUCAAGCUCCUGCUGGAGAACGGUGUAUCAAUGCGCAAAUUCCUCUCGAUCCCGCGCCUCGAGGAGCUUUAUAAUACGAAGGAGGGUCCAUCCAACACCUUAGGCUACAUCCUGCGGGAUGUCCGACCGCAUAUACCGCGCGGCUACAUGUAUACCCUCCACGACAUCGGCCUGGUGAUAAACAAGCUGAUGGGCGGUGCCUACCGCUCGCAGUACACGCGCAAGGAGUUUCGCUUCCUGUACACGAGGGUGAUGAAGCGCUCGGGUGGCUAUCAGCAGCACCACGCACACCGUAACAGCUGCGCCAUCGGCCUUAACAGUCGCUCGUUCUCCGGCUCCGGCGGCAAGUCGACAAUGAGCCUUCUCGCUGAGACGAUACCCGCGACCCAGGAGACGGCCCUCUUCGACUAUCCGUUCAACGAGCUCCUCAUCUGGUCGGUGCUCACCAAACGGCAGCACAUGGCUCUCCUCAUGUGGCAGCACGGUGAGGAGGCCCUCGCCAAGGCCCUCGUCGCCCUCAAGCUCUACAAGGCCAUGGCCCACGAGGCUGCGGAGGAUGACCUCGAGACCGAGGUCUACGACGAGCUCAAGGGCUACGGCAAGGAAUUCGAGAACAUCGCCUUGGAAUUAUUGGACUUCUCCUAUCGCCAAGAUGACGACCAGACGCAGCAAUUACUAACGUCCGAACUGAAAAACUGGUCCGGCCAAACGUGCCUUUCCCUCGCCGUGACCGCGAACCAUCGAGCUCUCCUCGCGCAUCCCUGCAGCCAAAUCAUCCUGGCCGAUCUUUGGAUGGGUGGACUGCGAACGCGCAAAAGCACCAACUUCAAGGUAAUAUUGGGCCUCUUCUGCCCAGUCUACAUCACCCAAUUGGAAUUUAAGAGUCGGGAGGAGCUUCAGCUAAUGCCACAAACAGCGGAGGAACAUCUAAUAGCACUGGAGGACGAAAACGAAGACAGCGAAUCGGAACACGGGACGCCGACCGGUCCGGACGUGGAGGCAUUGAUCGGGAGCGAGCACGGGAGUGCCGUGCCCAAGGCGACGAUCGUCCACGAGAACGGCAAAGUGCUGACCGACAACGACGACGGCAAUCACCGAGCCUACGGCAUACUCUCCGAGUAUUACGACAAUAAGAGCAGCAGGCCGUUAAGAUUGAAGAAAAAGCUGUACGAAUUUUACACGGCGCCGAUAACCAAAUUCUGGGCCAAUGCUAUAGCGUACGUGAUAUUUCUGCUGCUGUUCUCCUACUCGAUUCUUGUGCGUAUGGGCGACACGCCGUCCUGGCCGGAGAUCUACGCGAUCGCUUACAUUUGCACGAUGGGUUGCGAGAAAGUGCGCGAGAUCGCGACCUCCGAGCCGGUCGCCCUCUCCCACAAAUUCAGCGUCUGGGCCUGGAACAUGUGGAAUCCCUGCGACGCCGCGGCCAUAAUCUUCUUCGUUAUUGGUCUUGUACUGAGGCUGAGACCCGCGACCUUCGAUGUCGGGAGAACGAUAUAUUGCGUCGACUGCAUGUAUUGGUAUCUACGAAUGCUGAAUAUCCUUGGGGUCAACAAGUAUCUCGGUCCAUUGGUAACGAUGAUGGGGAAAAUGGUGAAAAAUAUGAUAUAUUUUGUGGUGCUUUUGCUCGUGGUAUUGAUGAGCUUUGGUGUGGCUAGGCAAGCCAUACUAAAUCCCAAUGCUGAGCCAAAUUGGAGGAUAGUGAGAGAUGUAUUCAUGGAGCCGUACUUUAUGUUAUACGGCGAGGUGUACGCCGAUCAAAUCGACCCGGAUUGCGACAAGAAUCCGGGGAUGGAGCCUUGCUUACCCGGUCGCUGGAUAACGCCAGCGGCGAUGGCCGUAUACCUCUUGGUGGCCAACAUCCUUCUCAUCAAUCUCUUGAUCGCCGUCUUCAAUAACAUCUUCAUCGAGGUGAACGCAGUGGCCCACCAAGUCUGGAUGUUCCAGCGCUUCACCGUCGUCAUGGAGUACGAGCAGAAGCCCGUUUUACCGCCGCCACUCAUCGUCGUCUCCCAUCUCUAUCUGUUAAUUCGAUAUUUAUUAAGGUACAUUACUCAAGGGCGCAUGCAAUCUGGCGAGACCUGCGAUAACGGCCUGAAGCUCUUCCUCGAGGCGGACGACAAGGAGCGUUUAUACGAUUUUGAGGAGGACUGCGUCGAGGGAUACUUCCGCGAGCAAGAAUUGAAGCUGCAAAUGUCGACGGAGGAAAGGGUCAAGGUCACAACCGAGCGCGUGGAGAACAUGCAUCAAAAGAUCGAGGAUAUCGAUAAGAAGGAGAGCAAUCAAUCCUCGUCCCUUCAAACGGUGGAGUUUCGCAUCCGGAAGCUGGAGGAACUUCACGAGCAGACGCUGGCCCACAUGGGAGUGAUACAUCGGUUCAUGGCGACGUACAUGCCGAGCGGUCAAGCAAACGAGCACGGAAUAGAAGGUCACUUACACCACCUGGAGGUGGAGGUUGGACGGCCGCGGCGCGUCUCCGAGCGCUCGGAGACCGCAUUAUCCGAAACGGACUCGCACUCCCAGCUGCCGUGCAUUCCCUUACGCCGCAAGAAGCUCAUAAGGGCGAUGACCGACGCGGCUUAUCUCAACAUGGCGGCGGAAGGCAACCCCGGGCAGCAUCACCAGCAUCACCAGCAUCACCAGCAUCACCAGCACCAGCUCGAGCACGAGGAGAUGAUCGCUCUUAAGCACAACGCGGUCAUUAUCACCGAGUCACGGGAGAACCUCAGCAGAAACGACUCGUCGGUAAGCGGGGAGAUCGCGACGCUCCAGGACGAAUCCAAGGAGAGCACCAGCCAUGAUGACUGCGACGUCCCCAGAGCCGAGCUGAAGGAUCUGAAGGCGGACAAAUCGGAGGAGCGGGACACUUCGGGGGAGGUGACGACGGCGACAUCGGACUCCCGGCAGGAUUCCGGAGAGAGGUCAAGUCGCCAGAAUAGCCGGACCCGCUCGGAAUCCCUGGCCGAGGAGAUGUCGACGCCGACGCCGACACCGACGGCGACACCGACGGCGACACCGACGGCCGUACCAUCGGUGAGCUUCCAACGGGGUGUGACCUGGGCCGAGCCGCGGGUCGCAGUGAUCCAACCGUCGGGUAUGGUCUCCCAGGCUUCUGGCUCCCGCUCCCUACUCCUAGCGAUGCGCGCCGAGUACACAAGCAUAACCGACGAGCUAGAGAGCUACUGCGGUCUCCUGAGUCCCCCCAGGACGCCCCCGGUCUCACCGCCACCAUGCCGCGUACGAAGCGUCUCCGAGCGUAGCGGCCACAACGCCAUGGAGAUCGCCUGGCAGAUCGAGAACGAGCACCUCAGGGACGCCGAGAAGUGCGAUUACCAGCAAAUGGAGGACCUUAUUCAAAGGAGGUACAAUCUGAACGACGACGAGGGUAGCGGCCACGAGGACCCGGUCCCCAGCACCACCUCUUUCUUCAUAAGCAACGAGAUACACCCGCGGCUACGUCGUGCCUCCGCUAUCGACGAGGAUAGUACGAGCCGUAGACGCUGUCAGCGCCUUCCGCCCACCAUAAACGUCACCCAGGAGAUCGAGCAGACGCUCGCUAGGCCCGCGGCGACACGCGACAGCGCCGAGUCCGAUCCCAACGACAAGUCCAUGAGCGCGCUCGCGGCUCCCGCCUCGGAGACCAUGUGCUAAGGACCCGCUAAUACUGCUAAGGCAGCUCGAUCGCUGAUUCAACUGAUCUAGAGGAUGAUGGGCGAUCAUUGCCGAUUUGAAGAGCUUUUUCUUGGUUAAUUGGCAAUCCGCGUCGAAGCUACAUUAGCAACUGAACGAUAACGUUGGCCCUUUGCCGGAUAUUAUUUAAGCUCGGAGCUACUAAUUGUCGUGCACUUGAUAAUUAAGUAAUUAAUGGUUGACUCUAAUCGCAACAUUCCUACAUCUAGGAGCGAAUUAACGCUACGAGCCUCAUUUCCGGAUCUUUUCUAUCAAUUUUCGAUUUCUUUUGAUAAGUCAGCAUGGAGUCGUUUGCUUGAUUCUGCAACGAUGAAGUUGAAUUCUUAACUCGGAAUUCAAUUAGGGGCCGCCAUUUAUUAUUCACUGGAUUGAAAUAGUCAAUAGUACUCCCACGCAACUAACUCCCUAGCUCUAAACGAGUAAAAUUUACUUUUAAAAUCCAGAUGACACGAUUAAUGAUUAACGAGCGAUAUUGAUACGAAUAUUGAUAAAUGUUGCUUGAAUCGGCGAGUA